AUGGAAGGUCUAUCUUCGCACGAGCAAGUGAUCCUUGUAGGCCACAGCUUUGGUGGAUUGAGAAGAUACCCAAAGAAAAUUGUAGUUGCUGUGUUUGUCACUGCCUUGAUGCCUGGUCCGAUACUUAAUGUCACUACAAUCUAUGCCGAGGAUUGGACGUUGGCCAACACGCUAAUGAGACCGCAACGCCUGUUCAACGACGAGGACAUGACGAGGGAAGUAACGUUGUCCAAGCAAAAUUACGGGUCUGUCCGAAGGGUUGCUGUCAUAUUCGAGGACGACAAGCCGAUAGACAAAGACUUCAUGCUGUGGACGAUCGAGAGGAACCCACCGGACCCAGUGCUGGAGGUGAAAGGGUCAGACCAUAUGGUCAUGAUGUCCAAGCCCAUGCAACUGCUCGCCCUUUUUCAGCACAUCGCCAAUACUACCCAUUACUGA
Eucalyptus grandis is the source of this 438-nucleotide messenger RNA. RefSeq names its product salicylic acid-binding protein 2-like. The transcript is spliced from 2 exons. The record is from RefSeq and is a predicted model, not a curated record. Gene Ontology annotation, biological process: jasmonic acid metabolic process; salicylic acid metabolic process. NCBI's taxonomy places the organism in Eukaryota, Viridiplantae, Streptophyta, Magnoliopsida, Myrtales, Myrtaceae. Gene Ontology annotation, molecular function: methyl indole-3-acetate esterase activity; methyl jasmonate esterase activity; methyl salicylate esterase activity. The coding region runs from base 1 to 438 and encodes 145 amino acids.